Molecule: messenger RNA, 1206 nt
Organism: Prunus persica (peach)
Lineage: Eukaryota; Viridiplantae; Streptophyta; Magnoliopsida; Rosales; Rosaceae
Exons: 1
Coding region: 1-1206 (401 amino acids)
Source: RefSeq, a predicted model, not a curated record
AUGAUCAUCUGGGCAGAAAUCGCAAACUACGACGUAGGAAGAGUGCUGAUCGAUACCGGGAGCUCGGUGAACAUGACUUUUUCCGAAGCUUUCCGAGGGAUGGGAAUAAAGGACUGCCAGGUAAACCGGCAGUUGACACCUUUGUUGAGUUUCUCCGGAGAUUUGGUCCAACCGAUCGGUAGCGUGAAACUACCCAUCACCUUCGGCACCGCGCCAAGGAAAACGACUGUAUACGAUCAAUUCCUCAUCGUUGAUUGCCCGACGGCGUACAACGUCAUAGUUGGACGAACGGCACUCACCAUGGUCAAAGCGCAUCUUUCCCCCCACAUGCUACUGAUGAAGUUCCCAACCCCCUACGGCACGGGGGCUGUCCGGGGAAAUCAGUUAAGCGCUCGAACUUGCUACGCCACUACACUUAAGUCAACCACUGUCCAAGUACCCGACGAGACCAUGUCUGUACAGGGGAUACCGAACGGUACAGGACCCAUUGACGACCCCAGGGAUGAGUCCCCGACUCCACACACACAACCUGUCGAAGAACUGGAAACGAUAACCCUGAACGACGAGCAGCCCGAUCGUCGGGUUAAGAUCGGCACCAGACUCACCCCUAACCUCCGAGCGCAGUUCAUAGACUUCUUACGGCUUCAUUCGAAAGUAUUUGCUUGGUCUUACGAGGAUAUGCCCGGCAUAGAUCCUGAGGUCAUCAACCACAAACUCAGCAUCUCCCCCGCAUAUAAGCCUGUAAGACAGAAGCGCCGUUCGUAUGAUGCCGAACGAUACGAAGCAAUGCGCACAGAGGUUAACAAACUUCAAACCAUCGGCUUCAUCAGGGAAACUACGUAUCCGGUAUGGCUGGCAAACUCGGUGAUGGUCCGGAAGGGUACAGGCGGGUGGCGAAUGUGCCAAGACUAUACUGAUCUGAAUAAGGCCUUCCCGAAGGACAGCUUCCCGUUGCCACGGAUAGACCAGCUCGUGGACGCCACCGCAGGACACGAACUGCUGAGCUUCAUGGACGCCUAUUCGGGAUACAAUCAGAUAUUCAUGCACCCCCCCCGACAGCGAACACACCGCCUUCAUAACGGACAGGGGUUUGUACUGUUACAACGUCAUGCCGUUCGGCUUGAAGAACGCGGGAGCAACGUAUCAAAGGCUCGUCAACAGAAUCUUCGCCAAGUACAUCGGCAACAUCAUGGAGGUUUACGUUGA